AUGGUUAAACGGGAGAACAGCAAACCCAUUCAGGUUUACACUAGCUUACCACCCAAGGUAGUGGGUUAUAUUCGAUUUACGUUGACCGUUGACAUCAAGGAAAUUGUUUACGCUACAAGUUCUUUUCCGGAAGCGAUCUACGUAGGAGUAAAAUGGUGGGGUGAAGAUGGUAAAGGAGCACUAUUUCGAUCAUCCCCUUCGAAAAAUAAGAAAACUGCUAUCAUUAAGCAAUGUGCAAAAUAUCCUGUUAAGGCAGGAUUAAAGCAAUUGCUAACUUAUUUAAAUGAUAUGCAGUACCUCAUGUUGGAUAUUCUUUCUAGCCCAUCCAUGAGAAGAAUCGGUGUAGUACGCCUUGAUAAUAUCAACCAUAUCUCUCCAAAUAAUCCGAUCAAUGGAUUAUUUGCGAUACGAGAUAUCGAAGGUACCGAGUUAGGGCAACUAAAAAUGUCUAUAAAUUUAAAGCGAAUUGAUUCAAAUUUUGCUUUGAGCGAUACCAGUAGUAAGACGAAUUCUAAGACCGAAACAUUCAAGGGUAGUGUAACAUCAAUGCAGAAAAAGCCGAAUGUCGACAAGGAUGAUCAAAAAAUUUCUUUUCCAGAUGAUCAUUAUCUUGAUGACAAUACUAACUUUAGCUCACAAAUACCUAAUGAUGAUCAUCAUCAUAAUACAGAAUCUCAACAACAGAUAACUGACGUCGAAACCGAUAUUUUGGAAUCUUUAUUGCACCGUGGAACUGAAUUGCGGAAGAAAAUGAUUACAUCCAUUGCGAAUGAUAUUGAAUUAUUAGGCGACUACAGCAAAGAACUAACUGAUAAAAUAGCUGACAGCAGCUAUGAUAAUUCAACAAGAUCAAAAGACCGAGUCCAAGAUAAUGAUCCGAAUAUCUAUGCAGUAAAACCUAGCAAUCAUUUAGAAACUUUACUGCACUCUGGAAAUAGAAGAGAAUUUAAAUCGUCUAACCAAGAAAAUGAUGAAGCUACUUUAUUAAAAUUUGUUACCGGAAAUAACGUGAUCAAUGCGGAAGAUCUAAAACUCGAAUCUAUUACUGAUUCAGAAGAUGGCAUGGACAAUCAAAGUUUAAGUGAUUUAAGCGAUCCUGUACGCGAUAACGAAGUAUUGCAUUCGUUAUUCUAUUAUAAUGAUGAGCAGGAUUCUGGUAGUUUAUCGUCUCUUUCGUUAUUAUCGGACGAGAACCCUGAUAAUACCAAUAGCGGAUUACAAAUUGAAGCGCAACGAGAUGAUAAGAAUGAAGAUAUAACUCUGGAAGGAAUGGACGUAAAACUGCAGAGAACUGAAAGUGUAGAUUCUCUAGUUGAAACAGACUCUAAUACUGUCAAAAUACAGGAUGACAUAACCAUAAACGCAACAAAGUAUCAUAACGUGGCUGAUGUUACUUCCGCUAGGGUAGUAAUACAAAAGCUCAUUUUAGACAAAAAUUUUUUAUCCACGACUGGCGUAAUUAAUCAUAGACAAUUUUUUAUUGAAUAUCAAUUUCCUGUUACGACUAUUAAUAAAGCCGAUGACACAAUAAUCGGUGAAUUGGAACGGUCUGCUUCGAAGAAUGUCAAAGAAGGAGACAUGUCAUUGCAAGCUUCACUUCCAGUUUUUAUGGAAACGGUCGAUGAUGUACAUAAACUUGAUAAAACCAAACUUCCUAGUCUUGGUAGUCUUGAGGUCCAGGUCGCACUUAAAACAGAUACUACCAAACCCAUAUUGCCGAAAAGAGCUAAAUUUGUAAAGGUUUAUCCAGAUGUAACCCGAUCUCCAGAACUUUCAUCUUCUGAAAGUAAUCGGAACAAUGAUCCAUUGUCUACAAAGCAAGCACCAAAAUUGACAACGAAUGAGAUAAAGGAUGGGAAAAAUCCUACUCGUGCUCCUAUUAGGACCCCUUUUCAAGGCAAUGAGACGUUGACUUUGCAAAUGUACGUUAAUGUUCGACACGGCAAAAUUACGUUACCGUAUUUGUCAGCUGAUGCUAAUGAUAUCAACAAGACUAGCAGAGCGGAAAAGCCGUCGACUUACGUAAAGAUUAAUUCAGUAUUAUCUGCUGAAAGCUGUGCUGAAUCAAAUAUCCUUUGGUCGACUUUAACACCACGUUACGACCUGCAACAUGUAUUCCCGUUUACAAUUACUAGAACUUCAGUAGAGACCUUUCAAGAUAAUUUUUUGUUUGUGGAAGUUUGGGAGAAAGAGCGUGGUAGACAGGAAGAUAAUUUGCUUGGCAUAGUCAAAAUUCCCUUGGAUUGCAUUCGACAGUCAAUAAUUGAUCCGAAAACAACAAACAUUUUACUGAAAUCGAAGCAUCCAAUCAUAGUAUGUAAUGAAGAUUCUAUGGUAGUUAGUCCCUUUACCGGCAAACAAUGUGGUUGCAUCAUGGUCUUGGUCGCUUUCGGGACCGCAGCUCAGAUUGAAUCUCUGCAAGUUGGCCGUCAUCAGAACCAACAUCCAUCUCGUAGACGCGAUAUUCCAACUAUUCGUUCUACCAUCAGUAAUAAUAUCAAUAUGGGUUCAUUUAUAACUGAUCCUAAAAAUGUUCAACAAAUGAUUGGGAGCGAUGAAGAUUACUUAAAUCACGAAUUCGAAGUCAUUAUUGAAAGAAUUCACGGUUCUGUCAUGAAUGACACCCUAUGGGGAGAAACAGAUUGCUUCAUUCAAUACCAUUUUCCUAAUCAAGACGUCCAACUCGGUUCAUAUGGACCAUUAACACUUACAACGCAUCGUUCCCCAACUACUUUAUAUGUGCCCAAUGCAUCCUUUCAACAUCUUGUUAAACAUAAUUAUAUGCUACCAGAGAGUAUACCUCUUCAAAAGCAACUGAUGAAGGCUUUUGGUUCACCCUAUAAAGAUGAUGGUGCUACAGUUGCUUUCGAAUUAUGGAGGAGAUUUUAUUAUCCUAAUGUUCGUGACCAGCUUGUUGCAAAGGCAAAACUACCUUUAGCUAAGGUAAAUGCUAUGGCCAUUAUGGGACGUCAGUAUAAUGAUGGAGAAAUAUUAAAGCUCUCUUUGCCUUUACAACCAGAUAUUGAUGCUGAACAAAGCACUGCAGGCUAUGUUGACAUAAGUAUGAGAUAUAUAUGCAAACCAGUUAAGAAGAAUAUCACACCAGAUCUCAACAAUUCUUCACUUGUCGCGAUAUCUUUGGAGUUAGGAAGAGCUACAGGCCUAAAGGCUGCUGCGAGAUAUAUCUCUGAACAACAUCCAGAUAUAAAGAAUGUUGUCACCCUUGGUGUUAGCAGCUAUGCAACAAUAUCGUUAUCGUUUCUUGAUGAAAAGAAAAAAAGGCGGACAAGAACAGUUGCUAAUAGUUUCGCCCCCAAUUUUUCAUGUCAGGUGGAUUUUACGUUACCCGUAGCCUAUCACUUCAAUGAAGGCAGAAAUAUCAGUUUAGCUGAAUUAUUAGAGACUUCUGAAAUUUUGAUUGAAUUAUGGCAUAGACGACCGAAAUCGGCUUAUGAAGUCAUCUUGCCUGAUAAAUUAAAAGAUGAAACCUUAGAUGAUAUUCGUUUGGGCUAUGUUGCAGUGCCUCUCAUUAAAUUAAUAUCAACGUCGAAAGGAAUUACGGGUUGGUUUCCAGUUUGGGCUAGUAGAAGUGAAAUUGAUGCAGCAGAUGCAAAACAAGAUCUAACUGCUAAACAAUUUGCUGAUAGCAGCCAGAGAUCUGUAUUGGGAGGACUGGAGGUAAAAGCCACAUUUAUCGAUGUAAGUUAUCAUGAUAAAGUAAUAAUGACAGCCAAAGGGAUGGGUUGGUAUCCAACACGAUUUACUGAAGUUGAUUUUACGUCUAUUUCUUCUGUCAUGGAUAAUGGAAAAGGAAGCAAGUUUAGAUUUAUUACUGUUAAUAUUAUGAAUGCUUGGAUACCCAUUUCAUUGAUAAAAUUUAAGCACAAUAGCUCAAAAUUUCGGUGCUAUGCUAGAUAUAAAUUUUAUAAAGAACCAGCAGUAACUACGCCGGCAUUGUCUUGGCGCCAACAUGUUGACAGAAAUGGUACACCAUUUAUGAUUUUUGAAUUUGAAAAUGAAAGAAAAUUUCGGUGUCAGUUAUCGCCGUCACUGAAAUGGUAUUUAAUGGAAGAAGUAUUAGAAGUUCAGUUAUGGGUUGAUACUGGCACAAAGAGUCAAUGGUUAGGAUCAAGUUAUCUUGAUUACCCACUGGAUGACGAUAACUCUCUACACUCUAGCCAUGUCCAUUGGUGGCUUUUGAAACCAGAUACAUCCGAUAUGUGUGGUUCUUUUAUUCGAGGAAAUGUUGUUAUAAGUCACACUGAGCAUAAGUCUAAUCCUUUAAAAUUACUAGAAUCGGACAACGAAAUAGAUCGACCUCUUCAUUCAGAAACUGAUAUAAUUACCAACGCAGAUGAAACUGUUUCUAUCUCAUCAAUAUCGGACGACAGCAAUCCAGUAAUAAAUGGUAAAUUUGACUAUGACUUAGAAGUAACGAUAGAAGAAGCGGUUCAUCUGAAUUUGCAAUCACCAGAUCAGUCGAUCUACGUAUCUUUUACUGUGCCUGGUAGUACGAAUCUCCUUAAGUCUUCAGUUAUUCCAGUCAGUCAAGCGGUUAAUUGGAAUUCUGUUCACAAAAUAUCGUGUGAUCUUAAUGAGAUUAUAAAUCAUACACUAAAUAUUGAUAUAUACGCGUGUGAUGUAGUAAUGAAAGGUAAAAAAAGGCAAAUUGGCUCUAAGAUUGGAACAGCAAAUAUUGACUUAUCUGGACUGCGCUUUGGAUUCCUAAGGAUUAAUGGUUGGUAUCACAUAUUAAAUGUCCGACAGCAAUCUGUUGGUCAAAUAAAAGUCGACGUAAAUCCUAAUUUAUCGGCCUUACCGCGCGAAGCAAUGAAGCAGCUUAGUCGUAGAUUUUUUGAUGGUAGCAAAAAGUAUUACGAUGAUGGUAAAAUAGCAUCAUCUAUGACUGUAGAUAAUUACCUUGUGUCCGAGACUUACAGUACUAGCAGUACCGUUACAACGACAAGUAUACAAUCGUGGGACUAUGUCAAAAAAACUAUGGGUGAUCUAGAAACGACAAUUAACAAAUUAUUGCGUGGAGAUCAAAUUCGAAACUCUGCUACAAUUGAGAAUAUUCAUCAUUAUAUCAAUAACAAUGAAGUGCGCAAUACCCUUAACAACUUAUUUAAAGUAGGUCAUAGACAGCAGAUUGACUCAACUUCCGAUAAAUCUAGUUACCCCCCAAAUUCAGAUCCAGAUAAUACAGAUAGUAUGCCUGCACUUAUUUCAAACAGUGAUAAUGGCCAAGUCAAUACCAGAGGAAACGUUGAAACAAUAAAUUUUCGUCAGGACCAACAAACAGUUGCUAUAGCGGAAGACGAACAGGAAAGGAGAACUACUGAAAGUCUUCAUUCUAGCGACGGUAGAAGAACCUCUAAGAAAUAUAGUAGUAAAGAAAGUCUUGGUCCGUAUUAUUAUGAUUUUGGCUCUAGCGAUAACUCUACAAUUGAUAGUAAGUUAAAUGGUAUUGCGUCAGUUCGAAAUGAGAAGCCAAGAAAUCAAAAUGUUGGGCGGCCUAUCGAUAACGAUGCAAAACAAUUUAUUCUAAAUAACAAGGAUUCCGUAAGCCCUGCAAACGAUCAAUUUACCAGCGCGAAGGUUGAUCUUGGUAAUCGGAAAUUACUCAUUGAAGAAAUAACGGAUGACUGUAGAAGUCAGGAUGGAGAUGACUAUUUAAAUGAAGAAAUAAGUGACUGUAGUGUUACUGACUUGGACUUGACUGCAAUUGUACCUAAUUAUAUUACUGAUGGGAUAUCAACGAACCGAAGGUCUUCUGGCUCUAAUUCUGAUUUGAAAGGUGGUGUAAACCCACUUCACGAGAAUUUUGAGGUAAAUUCUUGCCAAACUGAAUCGAUUUCAACUGAUGGCAUUCAUGAACAUCAACAUGAUAUAGUAUCAGAACAUAAUAAAAUUAUUUCAGUUAUUGAGGAAAGUUCUUUCGAUCAGCAUGGGCUUCCGGUUUUUAUAGAGCAAAGUAAACACGCUGAUGACUUUCUCGCAGAAUCUAACAAAAGUAGCUCUUUAGUCGAAGAUACAAUUGAUAAUAAUGGUCGCAGUGUAGCCGUAGCAUCAGCUACAGAAAGCCAAAGUAAUGCACUUGUCUCUUCCGUAACUGAUAAAGAUAUAAAUUUAACUGAUGUAUCUGAGGUAUUGAAAUAUAAUCUUGAACCUGAUGCUUACAGUUCCGAAGGAGAAUUAACUAAAGCAGAUCAAAAAAGUAUAUAUGAUAGACUUAACAAUGAUCAAAGUUCGAAGAAUGAUAGUAAUACAAAAUGUGACCGAAAUUCUGAAGAAAAUCUUCGUAACGUGUCUGUGCCCCCUAGCGAAAAUGAAACAAAUGUAGAAACUGAAAUUUGGAAUGAAAGUAAUCCAGACAUUUACGAUAAUACCAACGUAUUUGAUCUCCGAUAUAACGCAAAUAUUCCCAAAGUCAUAAGUAGGGCUGAGGGUACGAAUACUACCGUAGAUUGCGCUGGUAUAGAAGGUAAUGACAAAGUGAUAGAAUCAAUUUCAAGUCUUCGCGAACUGAGACAGAACGCAAGUUUCUUCGAUACGUCAGUAAGACGCACCGAAAGUAAUCAAGAAAAAGAUAAUGCACUCGUUAAUCGGAGUUACUCGAUUGAAACCAGUAAUACCAAAAUAUCAUCCACUAUGGAAUACGAGUCGAAUGAUCGUGGCGUAACUGUAAUUGAAAGGAGGCGUUCAGAUACAGCUAGAGAAAGCACCAAAUCAGGUAGUCGGAAGGAUAAUAAAGAGAAUCAAGCUGGUCUUGACUAUGCUGCAACGAAACAAGAACUUAGUUUUUUCAUGUCACCUGCAGUCUUUCAGCAGUCUCUCCAUGUACUCCAAGAGAAAUUAGAUCAAGAUUCAGAAAUGCGACAUAAAAUGGCUGAGCAUAAAAGAGCAAUUAUUCGGCAGAAGCUAGAAGAGGAAAAAUCGAAUUCAGAUGUAUCGGAAAUGUCUCAAUCGACUCCAUUGGUCAAACGUGUCAUGGAGCACAACGAUGUGCGCUUUAACUUAUCUGCUAGGGAAACGAAGCGUAUUGCUAAAAUUUUUGCCUCUCGCCAUACUGAUAGUAAAUAA
Trichoplax adhaerens is the source of this 7083-nucleotide messenger RNA. RefSeq lists its product as uncharacterized. The record is from RefSeq and is a predicted model, not a curated record. Lineage: Eukaryota; Metazoa; Placozoa; Uniplacotomia; Trichoplacea; Trichoplacidae. The transcript is spliced from 29 exons. Gene Ontology annotation, biological process: cilium assembly; centriole elongation. The coding region runs from base 1 to 7083 and encodes 2360 amino acids. Gene Ontology annotation, cellular component: centriolar satellite; centriole.